UGAACACGUUGCUUUUUUCAACCCAGAUACGGCAAAUGUAACCGAGAGACUGGGUCAUUUGAGGAGAGUGAAGUUGUGACAACGAUCGUUGUUCAAUAGCCAGCUUGUUACGCCUUCGACAUCAUGCCCGCUUCCCGACCCCCCAGCCGCGACGACUUCGAAGUUGCGAUCAUCUGCGCCCUGCCGCUCGAAUACAACGCCGCGUUCCUCAUCUUCGACCAGCUCUGGGAUAAGGAUGGCGAUCAGUACGGAAGGGCACCGGGAGACCACAACAGCUACAAGACGGGCCGUGUGGGCAAAUAUAACGUUGUUCUGGCGCUUCUGCCCCAUAUGGGAAAAGUAACCGCAGCCAGCGCCGCAGCUAGUAUGCGAUCAAGCUAUGGCAGCUUGCGGCUGGCUCUUCUGGUUGGAGUCUGUGGCGGUAUGCCUCGCAGCGAAGGCGGCGAUAUCCUACUGGGCGAUGUGAUCAUUAGCAAGAUGGUCGUUCAGUACGAUCUCGGUAGACUGUACCCGGACAAGUUUGUUCGCAAGGAUACUGUCAGUGACAAUCUGGGCCGGCCGAAUACAGACAUCCGCAGCUUGCUCGCCACAUUCGAAACCGACCCUGGAAUCGAUCAGCUCGAAGAUCAAACCGCUCAUUUCUUACAGGAGCUGCAAGACAAGGUAGCCCAAACAAAGCGACAGGGUAAGUACAACUAUCCCGGGACAGCGCAAGACAAGCUCUACGAGUCGACCUACCGCCACAAGCACCAUGGAUCGCCGACUUGCCUCUGUAAUAGCUGCCUCAGCGACUCAGAUCCUGUUUGUGAGGCGGCGCUUAGCUCAUCCUGCGACGAUCUCGGGUGCGACGAUGGGCAUCUUGUCAAGAGAAAUAGGCUCCAGUCGAAGCAUCAGUUGGAACUUAAGGGGAGUAAAGAGGCUCAACAACCCGGUGUGCAUGUAGGGGCUGUUGCGUCGGGAGACAUGGUGAUAAAGUCGGCAGCUCAUCGAGAUAGGAUUGCUAAAGAAUCCGAGGUCAUUGCAUUCGAGAUGGAAGGCGCCGGAGUCUGGGACGAAGUGCCCUGCAUAGUGAUCAAGGGCGUUUGCGACUAUGCGGAUAGCCAUAAGUACAAAGGAUGGCAGAACUUUGCGGCAGCGACGGCAGCUUCAGCGUCUAAGGCAAUUCUCGGAUGCUAUAUCCAAACCGACAAAGUGACAAAAGUCUCUGGUGAGAGUCAAGCCGAGAGCAGCCAUGACGCUUCUACUGCCGGAACAGCUCACCGAGACAGCGCGACACCAGGCUCGUCUAGCACCGUCUUUCACGGCCCUGUCUCAGGCCAUUACGUGUUCCCCGGAGCCCAGGCAACGACGGGAGCAACAGUCAAUUACAAUUUCGGGGCUGAAAAGUAAGGGAACUCACUGAUAUUGUCAGGUACUAAGAUACUAGGAUGGAACAUGAUGUAGAACAAGGCUUUAUUAAAUCCCCAAAUAUUAUAGUUU
Molecule: messenger RNA, 1479 nt
Organism: Ilyonectria robusta
Lineage: Eukaryota; Fungi; Ascomycota; Sordariomycetes; Hypocreales; Nectriaceae
Product: nucleoside phosphorylase domain-containing protein
Exons: 2
Coding region: 124-1389 (421 amino acids)
Biological process (GO): nucleoside metabolic process
Molecular function (GO): catalytic activity
Source: RefSeq, a predicted model, not a curated record